GUAUCAAAGCAAGAUGGCAGCUGUUGUAGAGAAUGUUGUCAAACUGUUGGGAGAGCAGUACUACAGAGAUGCCAUGGAGCAGUGUCAUAACUACAAUGCAAGGCUCUGUGCCGAAAGGAGCGUCCGAAUGCCGUUCCUCGACUCUCAGACUGGUGUGGCUCAGAGCAACUGCUACAUUUGGAUGGAAAAGAGACACAGGGGACCAGGCAUGGCUCCGGGGCAGCUCUACACCUACCCAGCCAGGAGGUGGAGGAAGAAACGGAGAUCUCAUGCUCAGGAGGACCCCCAGCUCAUCUUCCCUAAUGUCAAGUCAGAGGUGGAGAUAGGACUGAAGAAGGAUGCUCUGUUACCAACGGAUGGCAGCAGCCUGGAGGCCCUGCUGAAGGGGGAAUCCAUGGAAAAACGGACAACCACAGAGCUCCGAGGCUCUGAAGAGGAUUCAAACCUGAGUGACUACAGCGGAGGCCUGAACCCUGCUGCUCGGAUUAGAAAGAGAGUCCUCGAACCAGAUGACUUUCUGGAUGACCUGGAUGAUGAAGACUAUGAGGAAGACACGCCUAAAAGAAGAGGGAAAGGGAAGGGGAAGGGCCGAGGAGUGGGCAGCAGCAGGAAGAAGCUGGACACAGCAGCACUGGAGGAGCGAGACAAGCCGUACGCCUGUGACAUCUGUGGAAAGCGCUACAAGAACCGUCCCGGCCUGAGCUACCACUACACCCACUCCCACCUGGCUGAGGAGGAGGGUGAGGAGAAGGAAGAGAUGGAGAUCAAUGAGCCUCCUCUGCCGAUACCCAAUGAGCCGAAAACUCCCAAGAAAGGCCCAGAUGGUCUCGCAUUGCCGAAUAACUACUGUGAUUUCUGCCUUGGAGACUCAAAAACCAAUCACAAGACCGGCCAGUCAGAAGAGCUGGUGUCCUGCUCCGACUGCGGACGCUCAGGCCACCCCUCCUGCCUGCAGUUCACCCCAGUAAUGAUGGCCGCAGUGAAAACGUACCGCUGGCAGUGCAUAGAGUGCAAGUGCUGCAACAUGUGUGGCACCUCAGAGAAUGACGUAAGCUUACCUACAUUCAGAUAUGGUAUGUGUUGUGCAGUGCUGAUGUAUAAAGUAAUGUUGUUAUCCCGGUUCUUCCAGGAUCAGCUUCUGUUCUGUGACGACUGUGAUAGAGGCUAUCACAUGUACUGCCUCAACCCGCCCAUGGCUGAACCUCCAGAGGGGAGCUGGAGCUGUCAUCUAUGUCUGGACCUUUUAAAAGACAAGGCAUCCAUAUACCAGAACCAGAACGCCCCACCUUCGUGAUGGCCGCCUCCCCCCUGCUCACACUCAUUACUCAGCCGCAGCGCAGCAGAACGGUUUACCCCUCGAAGUGGAUGAGAGAAUCCCGGGACGAGCCGACCUCGGAGGGAGUGUGUUCAGAACAGACGAAAAAUUGUAAAAAGGGAAGUAUCCCUUACCAAACUGGCCUCACUUAGCUUCAUAUAUGACUGUUACACAGUUCCAAGCUCAGAUUCAGCCCUGUCGGUUUUUAUUUUCACCUCUUUGCCACAUAGCCAAUUUGAGCAGUACUGAAUUUCAACAAGAUACACAGCAUAAAUAGCCAAAAUCUGACUUCCUGGUCAGGUUUUUUUUUAAACACAUACACCUACACAAAGUUGCUUCUCAGUCCCGCAAUGUACUUAUUUUAUGACUAGAGAAGAAAUAAAGCUUGUUUGAAUCAAGUAGCAUGCCAGUGCUUGCUCAUCGUUUAAAAAAAUAAAAAGAUUUUAUAAUAUUUAUAUAUUUCUAUGGUAUAUAAUAGUGUUAAGUAUGUACAAAUUGGGGGGAAAAAAGAAUGGUAAUGUAAUGGUCUUUUUACGAGUGCCCAUCUUAUCAUUAUGGAAAUAUCCACAACCACAUGUUCUUUUAUGGCACUGCUGAUAUUUGGUGAUUCUGUUGAGCGUCAGAGGGAUCUGCUGAGACUGUAAAUGAUUUUAUAUCUCAUCCACUGCCACUGAAACGUCAAACAAAUCAGGAACUAUGAAUAGAAACCCUGACGUGCUCGUCAAAGUGGCUCCAAAGGCUGAAGGACUUCCGGGAUGGCAGGUUAGACCUCAGUCUGGUUGUUGACUCUUGUGUGCUAGCGGCUGAUUGAGCUGCACAGAGCUCGAGAGGAUGCACAAGGACUAUAAUUUGCAUGUUUUAUUCAGGC
This is a messenger RNA of Centropristis striata (black sea bass), 2183 nucleotides long. It is a transcript of the gene dpf2, whose product is annotated as double PHD fingers 2. Gene Ontology annotation, cellular component: nBAF complex. Gene Ontology annotation, biological process: nervous system development. The transcript is spliced from 10 exons. Bases 14 to 1294 code for a protein of 426 amino acids. The record is from RefSeq and is a predicted model, not a curated record. Lineage: Eukaryota; Metazoa; Chordata; Actinopteri; Perciformes; Serranidae.